Molecule: messenger RNA, 2297 nt
Organism: Seriola aureovittata
Lineage: Eukaryota; Metazoa; Chordata; Actinopteri; Carangiformes; Carangidae
Gene: sass6
Product: SAS-6 centriolar assembly protein
Exons: 16
Coding region: 144-1916 (590 amino acids)
Biological process (GO): centriole replication
Cellular component (GO): centriole; centrosome
Source: RefSeq, a predicted model, not a curated record
UUGAAAAACACCGAAUGGACAGAAGCUAAAAAAACCUGCCGACCUGUUAGCGACUUGUCUUCACGUUUAGUGCUUUUAACGUUAAACGUUUACUAACCUAUACGUUUACAGUGCUUCGGUUUGGCGGGAGUUUGUGAAACAACAUGGAAGAACUCUUCAGCAAAGUGUUACAGUUGAACGUGAGGUGCAGGGACUGUGAGGAAAGAAAAGCAAAUAUUCGCGUCACCAUCGAGCUUCAGUUGACAACAAGUCCAGUGCACAAAAGGGAUCUUCUAGUCAGACUAACAGAUGAUCUAGAUCCAUAUUUUCUCUUCAACCUCUCAAUAUCGGAGGAAGAUUUCCAAAGUUUGAAAGUCCAGCAGGGGCUGCUGAUAGACUUUGCAUCAUUUCCUCAGAAGUUCAUUGACCUGCUUAAUCUGUGCUAUUCUGAACAAGAGUCCGACUUUCCAAGGUUUCUCCUGCACCUGUCAUGUCAGUCUCCAGUGCUGGAAGGCCCCGCCAACUUCAGUGUUGUAGAGACAAAUGCGUUCAAACACCUCAAUCACUUGUCUUUACGACUUGCUCAAGGGUCCGACAAAGACAUUAAAGACUAUUUGGCAGUGUGUCUCUCAUCCCUGAAGGUAGAGAAGCAGGCACUGGAGGUGAAGCUUAAGAAGACUGAAGAUGAUCUCUCCAGGCAGCUGAGUUAUGCUCAACAGACUCUGUCUGAGAAGACGAAGGAGCUGGACAAACUGCGUUCAGAGUGGACGAGUCAAAGCAGCUCCCUGUCCAGCCGUUAUUCUCAGGAGUUACAGUCAGAGAGAGAGAAGUCUGUAGAGCUGCAGGGCAGACUUCAGCUGCAGACAGAGCAGCUCCGUCAGGACCUGGAGAGUGCUCAUAAGAAGAGCAGCCAGGAGCUGCACAGCAGACUGACCGAGCUGGAGGCGUCGUGCAGAGAGCUGACGGAGAGGAAAUACAAGAACGAGUCUGUCAUCAGGGACCUGAAGAUUAAACUAGUGGGAGCAGAGGAGGAGUGUCAGCGUUCAAAGCAGCAGGUCCUGUCUCUCAGGAGGGAGAACAGCACUCUGGACACGGAGGUCCAUGAGAAGGAGCGUGUGGUGAGCCAGCUGCAGAUGCGAGUCGCCGUUCUGGAGCAGGAGAUCAAAGAUAAGGAUCAGCUGAUGCGCCGCACGAAAGAGGUGCUGGAAGCCACUCAGCAGCAGAAGGAAUCAGUGGAAGAAAAUGCUGAAAGUAAAGAACUUCAGAUUAGAAAACUUGAAGCAACAGUGAAAUCUCUGUCUGAGGAGCUGAUCAAGGCGAACGGUAUCAUUAAAAGGCUUCAGGGAGAGGUCCGAGGACUCGUUGGGAAAAUAAAAGUCAAAAACACUGUGACUGUGUCUCAGGAGAAGGUUCUCCAGGACACAUCGGAGAAACUGCAGAAGGUUGAAAAGGAUCUGCAGAGCUCUCAGCAGCAGCUCGGUACCAAGGAUGAGCAGGUUACAAAAUUGAAGGAGCAGCUGGAGAUGACGGUACAGAAGCUGAAUGAAAGCAGAGAAGUGUUAAAAACAAACGAGAAUGUUAUAAAUUGGCUGAACAAGCAGCUGAAUGAAAAGCAGCUGUCCAGAAACCCACAGUCCACCGAGUCCUUGGAGAUCCCUUCAGUUUUAUCCACCACCGCAGGACUGAGGGCGCAGUUUUAUCCUCAGACAGUCAAACCUGUUGUGUCUCCCGUGACGACUGCUGAUGUCACUCCAGCUGAGCAGCGAGCAGCGCAGCCCUCCAUCAGACAGACCGGAGACUUCGCAGGUCUGGAUUCUAAAUACUUUGAGAAGAGAGAUGAUAGCAUCCCGAUCUACGGCCUGUCGUCUAAUCUGCUUCAUAGAGAGUUUCCUCAGAGAACGAAGCCUCCUGCAGCUUCUGCUUACUUCACUGCAUGAAGCAGAAACUCUCUAAAGACAGAAAAGCUUUAAUUUCAGCUUCAGUUGGAAGAAAAAACAUCAAAAACUCACCAUCUGCUUUAUGUCUUCAGCUCCCGACAAACUGUGACUGACCUGCGGUGCUACAUGAACUUGUUUUUAAGUAGCUAUUGUUGUUAUUUUAAUUUAUAUGCUAAUGCUCUACAUGUCUGUCUCUGAUUUUGUGCCUCAAGUAAAUGCCAUUAAAACCCCACGGUCGAUUCCUGUGAUCAUAGAGAAUGUAUUAAUGCCUUUUUUUUGUCUAUUUAUCCUCAUACAUUGUCAUCCUUCAAUGUUUAUAUGGUUUGUUCUCUGUUGUAUGUCAGUUAUUGAGUGUAGUCCUUAAUAAACUUAACAUCCUCA